This is a messenger RNA of Choloepus didactylus (southern two-toed sloth), 2030 nucleotides long. Its product is annotated as growth-regulated protein homolog gamma-like. Lineage: Eukaryota; Metazoa; Chordata; Mammalia; Pilosa; Megalonychidae. Gene Ontology annotation, cellular component: extracellular region. The record is from RefSeq and is a predicted model, not a curated record. The transcript has 2 exons. Gene Ontology annotation, molecular function: CXCR chemokine receptor binding; chemokine activity. Bases 115 to 522 code for a protein of 135 amino acids. Gene Ontology annotation, biological process: cellular response to lipopolysaccharide; antimicrobial humoral immune response mediated by antimicrobial peptide; inflammatory response.
UAAAAGGAAGUCCCCGAGCUCGAAGAGCCACAGAACCCGGACCACAGGCAGCCCUUCCACAGCCAGCUCUCCCGCUCCAGACACCCGCCGCUCCCGCCCUCCGAGCUGAGCACCAUGGCCCGCGCCGCUACCUCCGCCGUCCCCCGGGUCCCCCGGCUCCUCCCCGCCGCGCUGCUGCUGCUCCUCGUGCUCGCCGCCGGCCAGCGCGCAGCAGGUGAGACUCGGAGCCGGAGCCCGGAUCCUACCUGCAGCCAGGGGUCGGGUGGGCGCCCGGCGGGAGACACCCCCGCUAACCUCUUUUCUCCCCCAGGGGCUCCCGUGGUCUCUGAACUGCGCUGCCACUGCCUGCAGACCGUGCAGGGAAUUCACUUCAAGAACAUCGAAAGCGUGAAGGUGACGGCCCCGGGAGCCCACUGCGCCCAAACCGAAGUCAUAGCCACUCUCAAGAAUGGGCAGGAAGCUUGUCUCAACCCCGAAGCCCCCAUGGUUAAGAAAAUCGUCCAAAAGAUGCUAAACCGGUGAGUUAAGGUUUUUAUUUACAAUCUGUGCCCGGAGUCAUUGGUCACAAACACUGGCAUCUGCCUCCCAAAAAAAUCAUGUUAGCGAAAUCUUGGGGUUAGCUGAAGGAUUCAAGUCGUGGUUCACAAUAAGUUUGUGAAACAUGAAGAUCAUUAAUCUGUCUUGGUGGCAAAUCUCCUUUCAAAUCAGAGUAGGCAAAUGUGUGUUCAUAAAGUAGUAAGUGAAAGUGCCUCCUUCCUAUUAAAAAAACAAACUGCUAACCUCUGGUCCUCUUUGGUUUCAAAACCAUGUGGAACCCUUGUUUUGGGCAACCUGGGUGGUGAGGAGAAGGGAUUUUGCAGUUAGACUCACCUGUGCUCAAGGAUGGGGGGGCGGGGGCACCUCCUGUUAGACCUAAAACAGAAUUCUGACAAGUAUUUAAUGUCUUUGCAUCUCAAUAAAAUGGGAAAAAUAGUAGCUGCUACUUCAUGGGUUUACUAUGAGGCUUAAAUGAGGACACGCAUGUCCAUUUUUAGCCCAGUGUGACAUACCAGAGUAAUCAAUAUGUUUUGGCUGUUUGGAGGCAAUAAUGCAGUUGUCACCACUGGUGCCCCAUUGUUAAUUAAACAGCACCCAGGGCAGCAGUGGUUACAGGCAGUAAUUAGGGCACAAGGCUGGGGAAGCAACCUCAUCCGGAAAAUCCUAGGAUGUCAGGGAUCUAAGGCAGGAGAAGAGGGCUAUGCGGUCGAUUUUUUUAGUCUCUACUAAUGACAACCAUUUUUUCUGCAUAGGGGCAGCAGCAGUUGAGAGGAGGAUCAUCAGUGACUUUUCCUGCAGAAGGUUCCACCUUUAGAGGAGCCAAAGAGAAAGAAGAGAAACAGGUGGCUCCCGGGGACAGCUGGAGUGCUUAAUGUGUUUGACUAUUUACUAUGAGAAUUCGAUUCUAUUUAUUUGUCUGUAUUUAUUUUAUUUAUUUUUAAAAGCUUGUAUUUUAAUGUCUUACCUGAUAUUUAAAGAUGUGAAUGUGAUUGAUAAUUCACGGUACUGUUAUUUUUGAGGUUCAUUUUUAUGUUAAACCAAAGUUAGUUCAGUCCUGACUUAACGUAUUUUGAAGAUGAUGGGUUUUAAAUGUUCUCCAUUCAUCAAACUGAUGUUUUUUGGAGAGUCUAGCAUCAUGCUAGCCAGUGUGUUCCAGGCUGGAGGUAAAUAGAGGGGGUCAUCCAAGAAAUAUAGUCAGCUCACCGUUAGGAUAGCAGAAUGUAUGUGCACAUCUAUUUUUGUAACUGUAUGGAAGAAUGUCAAUUAUUUAUUGAAACAAUUUCACAGUAUGUGUUCAAUAUUUCUGAUGUUGAAGCUUUAAAGGCUACAAUGUUCUAAAUAACCCUUGGACAUUUUAUGUCUUCCUUGUAAGGCACAAUGCCUUGUUUAUCAUUAAUUAUGCAAUGUUUCUCUAUGUCUUGAUAUAGAAAAGUUUAAGUAUUUCUUGAUGCAUUGUUACAAAUAACAUGAAAAUAAAGCUUUUACAAAAAUUU